This is a messenger RNA of Paramecium octaurelia, 1886 nucleotides long. The record is from the annotation of a GenBank genome assembly. Lineage: Eukaryota; Ciliophora; Oligohymenophorea; Peniculida; Parameciidae.
AUUUUGAUUUAUCAAUGUUACCCAAUUCCUACGUCCAAUCUAUGUACAUAAAUCCACAGUAACAAGUAGCCCCCCUACCCUUCGGAUAUACUACCAACACACCCAGUAUCUCACCAUUAUUUAUUAUUAGCCAAACCCGUAUAUCAACCCUAACCACCGAUUGAAACUGAAUAUUAAAGUAGUUAUAUGCUCUAUUCCUUUAGUGAAAGUGUAGCCUGAGCCUCAUAGAGAGCAAAUAAUUGUCCAGCAACCAAUGCCAAACAAAACUAUUACUGUAGUGAAACCAAAGAAGUAUUCUUAUGUAAUCGUUAAAUUUGAAUUUGUAGUUGAUAGAUUGGUUACUUUACAUAUUGCCAAUAGCUUUCUUUAUCAUAAUCCUCCUAAUUAUGGCAUUACUUUUUGCUUCCAAAGUUAAACAUCUCAACCCCGAAGGAGCACAUAACACACUUGAAACUUUGAAAAAUAAUAUGCAAUUGGCUCCAAUUGAAGAUAUCGUCGUAGCAACCCCAUCUUCAUCUGCUUCAGCUCUCAAUAUGAUAUCAUAUUUUACACACGAUGCAAUAGAGUGUCCAGAUGGCUAUGGAAGAACUCAUCUAGGUUAAUGGGACGGAGUGUCAUCUGGAUGUAUAUGUGAGAAUGGAGACAUCAGUCAUUCCCUCACUUGUUUUUACAAAUCCAAUUGUAAAAGAGUGAAAUCUCACGAUCCUGAAUUAUUUACAACAUGGUAAUAAAAAUAAUAUUGCACUAAAUUAUAUGCUGAAUGGAAAACAUUGGAAGGGGCUGCUUGUGAGACCUCUUACAAAUAAUGCGGAAAUGUUUGUGUUCCAGCAAAUAAAAACUGCCCACUCUCAGGAUUACUCAAAGACAAUUCAAGAUAGAAUGAUAGAAAUGCAAUUAAAAUCGGAACUGACAAUUACAUUAAACAAUUCGAAAACUCCUCUCCCAUUGUUAGCAUUGAAGUAGUACCAGGAAUUGGAGAAGCUAAUUCAUCACCUUGUUACAACCAUAAAUUGAAUCCUAAAUUCUAAUCUGCCAAAUACUAUCCUUUGGCUAAAAGACCUGAAAUCGGUUGUGAUGACUACAAAGACUUACAACCCCAUAGAAUCACUUUGAAUACAUUUUCAGCCCAUCAAACCUACUAAUAAAAUGGCUUAGCAGAUGUACUAUCUUAGUUGCCCUUCUAUCAAAAUUAUGAAGACAACCAAGAUACGUAUGCAUUAGAAGCCAUUAAGAAAAUUUAAAUUAAUUCCAAUGAGGUUUGCUAGAAAUUGUCUCCCAAAGACAUCGAUCAAAUCUCUAAGAGUGGACAAAGAGUCUACAAUUCAGAGAGAGCCAUGUCCUUGAUUAUUAUUAUAGGUGUCGGAGUUGUCCUCUUCUUGGUUCCUAUUUUAUAUCUGAUGAAGAACAGAGUACCUUAACUUGUUUUUAUGUUAGAUUUUCCAAUGGAUUGACAUGACUGAUUUCCAUCAACCAAAGUUCUUGUGUGGAAUUGGAUUGAUCAUAGCCAUCUUAUGUAUAGGGCUGGGAGCAGUUUAUCUGAAUGAAGUAGAUGGAAAUGUAUUUUUUGUAAUUCUAUCUUAGAAUGGACUCAAAGAACAUAAUGCUCAAUUUUCUAAAUAUCUGGAGAAAAACUGUUUCCCUGACGAAGGCUUAAAAUAGGUAUUAAACUUCCAUUCUAAAUUUAGGCUAUUACUGAAGUAAAUCAUUUUGCAAAGAAUGCCUACUCCAGCACCUAUUCUCUUGUUAUUGCAGCAUUUUAUGUCAGCAUCAUCUUUAUUGUCCUUCUAAUCAUUUUUGUUGCUUACUAAUACUAUGCUCAUAAAUCAUUGUUCGACAAUCCUUGGACUCCCAGAUAACAGGAAUAUUCAGAAUUUCAUUGAUGCAUA